Messenger RNA from Cadophora gregata, 1394 nucleotides. RefSeq lists its product as uncharacterized. The record is from RefSeq and is a predicted model, not a curated record. The transcript is spliced from 2 exons. The coding region runs from base 388 to 999 and encodes 203 amino acids. Lineage: Eukaryota; Fungi; Ascomycota; Leotiomycetes; Helotiales; Ploettnerulaceae.
ACGUUUUGAACUCCAGGUCAGGAUGUGCCCUGCCCUUGCCUGCCCUGCUUCCGGCUAGCCAGAAUUGGAAGCUCGCUCCACCCUGCAAACCGACCAGCCACGGCCACCGGAGCAGGAAACGGCAGAACGUCCCUAUUCAGCCUCGGGACGACCUCUCCAUCCCAGUUCAUUAUCCGCCCAACUCUCUCCAUUUGGCAACCCUUCCACGUCCUUUCCUUGCUCGUGUUAGUCAAGAAAUCCAGCAAGUGACAAUAUAUCAUUGCUGGCAGCACCUACUUCCCCCUCCUUCUGGCGACUGCACCCGAUCUGGCGCUCUCGCACUUCGUGUACUGCGCCCCGGCACUCUGCUUCACUUCAACUCCCUCCCUACAUCCAAAACAAUACACUAUGGUCUCAACACGAGGUCAUCCCCAGGAAUUCCCGGAACCAGACCUCACUCCACCCAAGCCAACCGCGUCGCGAGCGCAGAAAGGCAAAUGGGCUCACACGCCUUCCAAUUUAGCCAUUGUCUGGCUGUUCAUUUCCCUCCCUCUUGUCGCCUGGGACACGGGUUAUGUCAUGCUCCGGCCAUUAAGCAUGCCCGGAGGACGUCUUCACUGGCCCCUGUGGGUUCCGUAUGAGUUGUAUGGGAGGGUCGACUACAUCUAUGGUUGGAAGGCUUUCGACGAGCGAAACGGCUUCACAGCCGCCCAGGGCCUACUCAACAUUGUGGAGUCACUUAUGUACUUGUACUACCUGUACAUUGUACUUGUAUUUGGCCGCCAGACGAAUUCUCACCUUCGGGGAGCUUCUAGCCCUACGAGAAUCGGAUUCCUAGGCCAGCAGCGGUAUGUGGACGGCCAGAAAGGUGCAAUCGCGGUUUUGGUGGGUUACAGUGCGGCUGUUAUGACAUUAAGCAAAACUGUGCUCUACUGGAUGAACGAGUUUUAUUCUGGGUUCGAGAACAUCGGCCACAAUAGUAUUCAGGAUCUGAUCUUCUUAUGGAUAGUUCCAAAGUAGGUACUUUAUACGUUCUAGCGCAUAUUAACAACGCUGAUAUCUGAUGUCUAUUAGCGGUGCUUGGCUUGUCUUUCCAUCCUAUAUGAUCUACCUGAUAGGUAGUGAGAUUUUCCAAGGCUUAACAAUUGUUUCUAAUAGAAUAGUUAUAAAGACUAUAGAUAAGAUACCUUAGAGGCAAAGGCGAGUGUAAAUAAACUAUCCUAGAUUUUGUAUCAGCAAUAUGCCGCUGGACUAUUCUCGAUAUGGCUUAGCGCAUGGUCUAGGCCGCCUUAAGUGAGCCUUGGUGUGCCUACUUAGCAGGGGCUCCUUUUUGAACCUUUUUGUUUAAUGUUUAUCUUUUGUAAAAUACAACGUAUUACUAAUCAACUAAACCUUUACUAUAUUAUAAGAUAAGC